Messenger RNA from Nezara viridula (southern green stink bug), 195 nucleotides. The record is from the annotation of a GenBank genome assembly. Lineage: Eukaryota; Metazoa; Arthropoda; Insecta; Hemiptera; Pentatomidae.
UUAAAAAAUUGAUUUUUUAAUGGUAGAGCAAUACCAGAAAACUACCAAAAUCGAUUCAUCACUGAUAUAACAGAAUGAACACCUAUAAGAUACAGGCUGUUUUCGAGACCAAGCAUGGAAGACCAGAUUAUGAGUCCGGGAAAUACAAUAUUGUGAAUUGAUAAGAUGGAAUUUCAGUAAUUUUAAAAAUGACAU